Schizosaccharomyces japonicus yFS275 is the source of this 3845-nucleotide messenger RNA. RefSeq names its product transcription factor TFIID complex subunit Taf111. The record is from RefSeq and is a predicted model, not a curated record. Bases 155 to 3145 code for a protein of 996 amino acids. Gene Ontology annotation, molecular function: chromatin binding; molecular adaptor activity; protein heterodimerization activity. Lineage: Eukaryota; Fungi; Ascomycota; Schizosaccharomycetes; Schizosaccharomycetales; Schizosaccharomycetaceae. Gene Ontology annotation, biological process: RNA polymerase II preinitiation complex assembly; positive regulation of transcription by RNA polymerase II; chromatin remodeling. Gene Ontology annotation, cellular component: cytosol; nucleus; transcription factor TFIID complex. The transcript has 3 exons.
UUACCCAAGGAGGAACAAUGUAUGUUACCUGAGGGAUCCUACACACCGAAAACGCCACUUGUCCUUAGCCACAUACCAUUGUCCACGGUGAAGUGUAAAAAGCAACAGAAAGGAGUUUUUUAUACUCCAUUAUCCUUCAUUUUUUGCAGAUAGCAUGUCUGUGAAUAAUUUAAUUUUGAACAAUAUAAAUGAAGAACGGAUGAUGGAAAACGGAAACAACGUAUGUUUACCGAAUUCUGAUGAAGCUGGAGCUUACGACUUUUUUCAAAAUCAGAAUGCUUUAAGCACAAAUGAACAGGAAAUCUCGAUGAUUCAGUCUAUACUGGGAGCUGGUCUUCCUAUGGGCAGUUCUGACAAUGAGGAUUCGAAGAGUACUGAGAAACCAAAGUCGACAAACCAGGAUAUCACAGACUUUUCAUCUUUUGGUCUGAACUUGGACGGUACCGGUCUUGGAAGCAAUGAUGCUAUGAUGGACGAUCUUGAGGACGUCUCUGAUGACAAUUUGCCCGAAGAAGAGCCUUCUAAUAGAGACGGAUCAAAAAAUGAAGCUGAUGAGGACUUCCACAGCAUGUUAGUUAAGGAGAUGGGUGCAGAGGCUGCUGGUCAAGUACUAGAAGGUGUUGGUUUCAGCAUUCCGUCGGGUUUGAUGCCUCAUCCAGAAGAAGAAGAAGCCAAGGAAGCUCAGGAUAAUGAAGAAGAAAUCAAUGCUCAACAGGAGGAACAGACUAGGGAAAUGGUAGUUAAACAGUAUUUCCCAUCUUUCAAGAAAGGCAUUAUUCUAAACUUCUCUGAACUGUUCCGGCCGAAACCUGUCAAACUUGCUCCUCCAAAGAAGAAGCAACCGAGAGUUUGUGUUCCUACAAGGUUAACGCUGGACGUUGAUACGGAUUUCUCCAUAUUCUUCAAAUCCAAGAAAAGUAUACCUGCUCGCCGGCCCUUGGCUGCUCCUAUCUACACAGCUCACGAGAAGAAACGGAGAACUGAUGGAGUUGUUCAGAGAAACGAUGGACUGGAUCUACACACAAUGUUCACAACAAGCGAUUGGGAAAAAGAUGUCAUAUUUGAUGUGAAUUCACCUAAUGCAAAAAAACGUCAUUUCUCAAUUGAUAAGUCGUUGGUUGACAUUGACUUGGAUACCGAUGAAAGUAUUUUUGGUGAUGAGCCCAGCAAGUAUAAAGUUGUUCUCAACUUGAAUGAUCCAAAACUUUUACUGCACGUUCAGAAGCGCGAAGACAAUCAGAAGAACACUCAAGAACAUCGACAAAAGAAUCCUCUUGCUUGGAAGUAUAAUGUCUCCAACGACGCUGCCUAUGAAAUGCUGAAACAGAAUCACCAAUCGAAGGUGCGAAACACUCUGUCUCAACUUUCAAUUGAUCAUGCAUUUUUUGCGGAGAAGCUUACUGUUCCUUAUUAUAAGACACGUUUGAGUAAGCGUGCCGAAAGAAGUUAUCAUCGGCCGCCUAUUACGUUUAAACCUAAUGCAGUCAUCGUAUUUUCUCCUCUCGCUCUUAGGAAACGCAGUAAAGAUAAACAUAAAUCUGCUAGAGAGUUAAUUCCCUCCACGAAGGAGAUUUCACUUUGUGACAAUACAUAUUCGAUCUGUGUCGAGUUUUCAGAAGAACAUCCACCUGUGCUCUCCAAUAUUGGUAUGGCCAGUCGUAUAGUUAACUACUAUAGGAAAAAGAAUGAGCAAGAUGAAUCUCGACCUAAGCUUGAGGUUGGUGAAACCCAUGUUUUGGAUGUACAAGAUCGAAGCCCAUUUUGGAAUUUUGGAACUGUUGAACCUGGUGAAAUUACUCCUACCUUAUACAACAAAAUGUUACGCGCUCCUUUGUUCCGACACAAAGUCAAUGAAACUGACUUUAUUCUAAUUCGGAAUUCAAACAGCCAAGGCUGUAAAUAUUAUUUAAAAAACAUCAACUACGUUUUUUGUUGCGGACAAACAUUCCCUGUUACUGACGUGCCUGGACCGCACUCGCGAAAAGUUACGACGGCUAGUAAGCAUCGAUUGAAGAUGCUUGUUUUCCGUCUUAUUCGUCGUUCACCGAACGACGGUCUUUUCAUUCGUCAGCUUUCCAAACAUUUCUCAGAUCAAAACGAAAUGCAGAUUCGUCAGCGUCUGAAAGAGUUUAUGGAGUAUCAGAAGAAGGGUGACGGCCCCGGCUACUGGAAACUUAAGCCAAAUGAGGUCGUGCCCGAAGAAGAAGGAACACGUUCCAUGGUGUCGCCUGAAACAGUUUGCCUUUUGGAGAGUAUGCAAGUCGGUGUACGUCAACUUGAGGAUGCUGGUUACGGUAAAACACUCGAUGAGUUGAAUGAGGAUGAUGACGAAGGAAUGUCUACUGAGCAGCUAUUGGCACCCUGGAUUACUACACGAAACUUUAUUAAUGCUACCCAGGGUAAGGCCAUGCUUACCUUAUACGGUGAAGGUGAUCCUACAGGUAUUGGUGAGGGUUACAGCUUUAUUCGGACCUCGAUGAAAGGUGGUUUCAAACCUGCGAAUGAAAGUAAUGAGGAAAAGAAUGAGCCUCAAACGAAAAAUGCUCACGCUUAUAAUGUUGCUAAACAGCAACAAGCCUAUGAAGAAGAAAUUCGGAGGAUUUGGACCGCCCAAAAGAAGGGCCUUGGAAUCACUGACAUACGAGAACUUCAGAGAAAGUACGGAUUAAGAUCGUUGAGUGAUGAUGCUGCUAAUCCUCCUGAAGAAAAGCGGGAAGACACACCAUCUGCGAAUGACAAAGUAUUGCGUAUUGUACGUACUUACCGGGACCGAAAUGGAAAUAUUGAACGCAAGCAAGAGGUCGUAAGAGACCCCAUUGUUAUCCAUGCAUACCUGAAGAAGCGCCGCGAAAUUGAGGAGCAAUCUACAGCUCUUGAUUCUGUCGUGCCUACGGGUGACGAAGCCACUGACAGGCGCAACCGUAAGCGUUUGGAGCAAGAAUUGGCGAAGAGUCAAAAGAACUGGGAGCGUCGUCGUGCUCGUCAUGCUGCCAAGGAAGGUAUUACUUUGAACGGUGAGGGUAAGAAGCCCACAACUCGAAAGUGUUCGAAUUGCGGCCAGGUGGGACACAUGAAAACAAACAAAGUUUGCCCCUUAUUCGGUCGUCCAGAAGGUGGUCUGGCUAGCAUGCUUGAUAAAAAUUAGAAUCACGGGCUUCCUGUUAAUAGGGUCCUUUUAAACUUUCUCUCUCUCUCUCUCUCUCCCUUCUGCAUUACUACAUCCUCAACAUGUUAAAACACAUUUUUUUCCAUAAACUCAUUUAAUGAAUCGUCACGAAAGAACGAAUAGAAGGGAUGGCAUUGUGAAUGAGUAGCUGUUACCGCUGCGCUCGAUUGUUUGCGUAAUGGGUAUGCUAUUUUGCAUAAAUCCAGUUAUUGCAAGGACUCGAAACCACGUCUUACUCAAUGUUAGCAUCAUUUGGCAAGAGCGGUGAAUUAAAAUAGCAACACAUAGUUCGAGGAACUCCAUUGUGUGCGAAAUGUUGGAUAUGCACUCGAUUGGUUAAGUCGCCAUAAUCAGCCAACUCGUACAGAUCAGUGUGUUUGGGAAGGAACGCAGCUACAAACGGGGUAAUUUUUAGAGCUUGUUUGUAAAGCGCUUCGAAAGGGUAUGGUGUUAAAUCAGAGAGCGAGUAGGCGUCCUUUUGACUGUAGCUUGGCCCUCCCCAAGGCGGACUCAUAAAUACUACCACCCUCAUUUGUGCUGGAAAUUUGAGAGAUUGAAGAGAAUCCAGCACAUCACCCUGCAUAAAAAUAACUCUGCUUUGAUCGACAUUGUAGACGUCCAAAUUGUGUCGAGCAAAUGCAAUUUUAACAGGAUCAAUUUCAAGACCGAUUACUGCCCC